GAUUCAUCACUUCUGUGCAUACUAUCCCAUGCUCCUACUUCCUCUACUUCCUUGUGCAACUUGUUACACUCGUGUUUCUUUCCAUCCACUCGUUACCUUUGACGGAUCGAUACUCGACAUUUGCCUAUUUCCUAUUCCAACCUACCAGAUAUAACCUAUAACCUUGUUGAGUGUUUAAUCGUUAUAAAAUCCAAUAACCUCCACACCGCGACAAUGGGUAUCCCGGCUGCCUUCCGAUGGCUUUCCAACAAGUACCCCAAGAUCAUAUCGCCCGUCUCAGAAGACCGGCCGAUAGAGAUGGACGAUGGCACCGUCAUUCCUGUUGAUACUACACGCGCCAAUCCGAAUGGCGAAGAGUUUGACAAUCUCUACCUAGAUAUGAAUGGUAUCGUGCAUCCUUGUUCUCACCCCGAGGAUAGACCUGCCCCGAAGGAUGAGGAAGAGAUGAUGGUGGAGAUUUUCAAGUAUACCGACCGAGUGGUCAAUAUGGUUCGCCCUAGAAAGCUACUCAUGAUUGCCAUUGACGGUGUCGCGCCUCGAGCCAAGAUGAACCAGCAACGGUCCCGAAGAUUUCGUUCCGCCCAAGAAGCUAAAGAGAAACAGGCUGAUAAAGAGGAGCUAUUGUUGAUGAUCAAGAAGCAGAAUGGCGGCGUAUUACCACCCACCACCCUCGAGGAAGUAGCUAAGAAGGCCUUCGAUUCCAACGCUAUUACACCCGGCACCCCCUUCAUGGACAUAUUAGCCAUGAGCUUGAGAUAUUGGUGUGCUUAUAAGCUUAAUACCGAUCCUGGUUGGGCUAAAAUGAAGGUUAUCAUUUCUGAUGCUACCGUACCUGGCGAGGGCGAGCAUAAGAUCAUGAAUUUUAUCCGCUCCCAGAGAACGUCUUCUGAUCAUGACCCCAACACUAGGCACGUUAUCUACGGACUAGACGCCGACUUGAUUAUGCUGGGGCUUGCCACCCACGAGCCCCAUUUUCGAGUUCUCCGAGAAGAUGUCUUCUUUCAGGAGGGUAAGGCGAGGACCUGUAAGAUAUGUGGUCAGAAAGGUCAUGACGCGCAAAACUGUCGUGGCGCGGCUAAAGAGAAAGACGGUGAAUUUGACGAAAAGGACAAAGCCGUCCCACUAAAGCCUUUCAUCUGGCUUCACGUUUCAGUCUUGAGGGAAUAUCUAUCUGUCGAGCUUGAUGUACCCGGGUUGCCGUUUCGUUUCGAUCUAGAGCGGGCUAUCGAUGACUGGGUUUUCAUGUGCUCUUUCGUCGGUAACGAUUUUCUUCCCCAUCUUCCCGCCCUUGAGAUCCGCGAAAAUGGCAUUGAUACGUUGACUGCUAUCUGGAGGGAUAAUCUACCGCAUAUGGGAGGCUUUCUUACUCAGGAUGGUCGCGUUAAUCUUGAGAGGGCUCAGUACAUCUUUAAUGGUCUAGCAAAGCAGGAGGACGCUAUUUUCAAGCGGCGAAAGCAAACUGAGGAUCGAAGGGAAGCUGGUUUCAAGAGGCGCAAGUUGCAGGAACAGAGGAACGGACAUGGAGGCGACCGAAAUGGUCGAGGCACAGAUAAAGCUGCUGACAACCACUUUCCUGGCGGCCUUCCCAACUCACUCACACAUGACAUGAUCGUCAAUCGAAAUACAGCUCAAGCUUCUAACGAGGCAAAUAAAAGCGCUGCUGCUGUACUGAAAAGCCGAAUUCAAGCUUUACAGUCAGGAGCAAGCAGUGGCGGGGCUGAGAAGAGUGACACAGAAGCACAAGAAUCGCCUUCUGCGUUGGGUAAGCGCAAAGCAACUAUACUGGAGGAGGAUGGCGCAAGCACUCCUGCAAGUAGCUCAGCCGCGAGUGACGAGCCAGAAGACUCGGUUCGGUUAUGGGAGGAUGGCUACGCCGAUCGGUAUUAUGAGCAAAAAUUCCAUGUCGACCCGAAAGACACCGAAUUCAGGCGUAAGGUUGCUCGGGCUUACGUCGAAGGACUUGCUUGGGUCCUAGGAUAUUACUUCCAGGGAUGUCCGUCAUGGGAAUGGUUUUAUCCGUAUCACUACGCGCCAUUUGCCCAAGACUUUGUGGACAUAGCCAACAUAGAAAUCGGCUUCGAGAAAGGCAGAAUUGCCAGGCCUUUUGAGCAGCUCAUGAGCGUUCAGCCCGCCGCAUCGAAACAUGUGCUACCGGAUAUAUUCCAUAACCUCAUGACAGAUAGCGACAGUCCGAUUAUCGACUUUUAUCCCGAAGAGUUUCGUAUUGAUCUCAAUGGGAAGAAGAUGGCGUGGCAAGGCGUGGCAUUACUCCCAUUCAUCGAGAUGCCUCGACUGCUCGCUGCUGUCGAGCAGAAGUACCCCUUGUUGACUGCUGAAGAUGCCUCUCGCAACAGUCCAGGCAGAGACGUGCUUCUCUUGUCUGAAGCCAACCAGGAACUGUACGACGAUAUCAUCAUGCACUUUUAUUCAAAGAAGCAAGGUGAGCCUAUAUAUACACUCGACCCGCGUCUCAGCCAAGGAUUAUCUGGGAGAAUCGAGAAAAUGCCCGAGUACCUACCACAUGGCAUCUUAGAAUAUCCAUUGGAGAGGAAGUAUUUGCCUGAUCUAGACGAUGACCGUUCAUUAACGGUCUAUUAUGAAAUACCGUCAACUUCAGAUAACCACAAGUCCAUGCUUUUGCGGGGUGUCCAGAUGCCGACUGCCGCACUGGGCCGUAGCGAUAUCGAAGAGUUGAAAGGAAAGCUGCGCAACGCUGGACGAAGUCACGGAGGCGCCCCUCUUGGACGUCAGAACUAUGAUGGAAAUAGGAGGGGCAGGAUAAAUUAUGGACCGGAUUCUCGGCCAGACCGACCACCAGGAUAUCAGAACGGAUAUCAGAACGGCUACGGCAACUCGUAUGCGGCUCCCCCAGUUCCACCCCCAGGCUGGGUUCCACCUGGAUUCCCAGGCUUCGGCAAUGGGCUUCCACCUCCGCCACCUCCGGCCUAUGCUGGUGGGAACCGUGACGGUUAUGGUGGUGGAUAUGGUGGACAGUAUGGUGGUAAUCGUGGGGGUAACCGUGGAGGGAACUAUGGAGGGAGCUAUAGCGGAGGAAGUCACAGAGGUAGCCACGGCGGAAGCCAAGGUGGAAGCCAAGGGUACGGAGGAGGGUAUGCGCCUCCACCACCACCGCAGAAUGGUUAUGGUUAUGGAGGACAAUACAACCAACCACCGCCCAAUCGUGACGGUCGUGAUCAUCGGCAAUACGAUGAUCGUGGUGGUUAUCGGGGUAACAAUAGUCGUGGCCGGGGCCGUGGGUAUAGAUGAUGUGAAUGAUAAUGUGGACGAUGUGUAAAAUCGUAUAGACAUCAGAUCAAAAUAGCAAGCUCUCUAGGAGGGAACAAACACUAUAAUCAUAUCAUAGUGAGGACAUACAAUGAAUGGGUUCUAUGUCUAUGUGAC
This is a messenger RNA of Hypoxylon fragiforme, 3402 nucleotides long. RefSeq names its product exoribonuclease 2. Gene Ontology annotation, molecular function: RNA binding; 5'-3' RNA exonuclease activity; zinc ion binding. Gene Ontology annotation, biological process: nuclear-transcribed mRNA catabolic process. Gene Ontology annotation, cellular component: nucleus. The transcript is spliced from 3 exons. Lineage: Eukaryota; Fungi; Ascomycota; Sordariomycetes; Xylariales; Hypoxylaceae. Bases 214 to 3267 code for a protein of 1017 amino acids. The record is from RefSeq and is a predicted model, not a curated record.